This is a messenger RNA of Meira miltonrushii, 1806 nucleotides long. RefSeq lists its product as uncharacterized. The record is from RefSeq and is a predicted model, not a curated record. The coding region runs from base 243 to 1445 and encodes 400 amino acids. NCBI's taxonomy places the organism in Eukaryota, Fungi, Basidiomycota, Exobasidiomycetes, Exobasidiales, Brachybasidiaceae. The transcript has a single exon.
CAAAAGGACCGCGGUCUUCUCGGAUUAGUAGAGUGAAGGGGGAUGGAUUAUUAUUCGAAUUAAGCCUAUUGGUUAGGCGAGCGGCGUGAGUGCGUGCGUGCAUACAUGUUUUGCGGAGAUUUUUAUGAGGAAAGAAAAAACAGAAGUGGAGAGAGAAGAAAAAAUUCACCACGUGCAUUUCUCUUCUGCCAUCAAAGAAGAAAAGGGUGAAUGAAUGCAAGGUAUUCAUCAUAGCAAAGGUGAUGGUACAAGAUGCAGCACAAAUCAGUCAGAGUAUCACUGCAAGCUUGCUGAAUGCAAGAAGAAAGUUGUUUUUGCAAUUCUCAGCUCGACUUGCACCUAAACACCCGGGCUUCUGUUGGCCAUCUUCUGAUGUCUUGAUUCGUAUUCAAGAUGACUUGAUUGAAGAUUUGCAACUGGGGGAUUCCUAUGAAGCAGGAAUAAGCAGUGGAGAUGAUGCUUAUCUACAAUCAUUCCUCAAGGAGCUCUUAGCACGACUAGAAAGAUAUCUAGAAGCAAUACCAAAUGAACAAGAGCUGGAAAUCAAUGGAGACUUAUUAGCAACAUAUGCUAUGCUCAUGGCUACAGCCAAUUCAAAUCAGCCCGGUUCUAGAAGCGUGACACACUACCUGCCAGUCUCGAAAUCGUUCACAGGAUCGUCUUCCUUCACACCUCUCUUGCCAGGAUGGAAUGCGAUUCAAAUGGAAGAAGAAGGAACGACAAUUUCACGGGGUACGACUGGCUUGAAAACAUGGGAAGCAAGUCUUCGAUUAGCUGGUCAUCUCGUUGCACAUCCGGGCCUUCUUGAAGGUCCAUCCCACGAUAUGUCAAGAAAGGCGACUAUCCUCGAAUUGGGAUGUGGUGUAGGGCUGCUAGGUGUUGUAGCCCGAUAUCUUUCUCCGCCUAAUCAUAAAAUUAUCAUGACUGAUUUAGACGGUGAAGUGCUGGAUAAAGCUCGAAAAACAGCCGAAGAGCAUUGGUACCAAAGUGAAGGUCUACAAGUCCACUCGCUUGACUGGAUCGAUGUACAAGAACAAGAGCAAGCAACAUGUCAGUGGCUUGAUCACGAGGCUAAACCGGACAUUGUUAUAGCAGCAGAUAUCGUCUUUGAUCCGUUGCUGAUUGCGCCAUUGUGUUCAACUUUGGCACUCAUUCUACACAGAGGCGAGAAGGCAUCGAAUAUGCAUGCAAAUCUACCUUUUGCAUUGAUUGCAAGUACCGUUCGUAAUCCUUCAACGUUUCAGCUUUUUCGCCAGACAUUAGCAAAGUAUAAUCUGCAUACUGUUGAGGUUGAUUUGUCAUAUCCAAUGAUAGACUUAAACACUCUCGAACAAGUAAAAGCAGAUUCAAAUUUGGGAAUGGAUAAGAUACCUCUUUUGCCAUCGACGCACGAUGCCAAAACAGAUGGACAAGUGUGUUUAUUGCAUAUCACUAGUAAAAGGUGAAGUCUGUGGGUAGACAGCAAAUAAAAAGAUCAACUCCGCGGAUGUUCUGGAGAUCUCACGGCAUUAUCACUUUGUGUAGAGACCCUAGAUAUACUCAAGAUGAAUGCUAGAUCUAUGCAAAUCAUUGCUUCUAUAAUUGAGCACCUUACUUCAGCGUAAGAUUAUGAAAUUAAACUAUUAAAAGUCAAUCUUGCUUACCCUCAUCAUUUGUCAUCACCUUACAUAAUAGGAAUAUCAGAAAGUGAUAAGGAGCACAGACGAUUGUUAAUUAAUGUAUAUCUUAUUGGUGCAAUAAAUCAAGACGAAUAUCUCCGAAUAUAUUAAAUGAUAUAUCGGUUUUAUUUUCGGCUGAUGAUCAGGG